CACGUGACACAGUCGGAGUCAGACAUGGCGUGCUCCCGGAGAGAGCUGGUUUGUUUACGCUCCGGGAUGUGGAGCCUCUUAUUUUACUGUGUGUACUUCCAUUUAAAGCUGGUUCUGACUGAAGACGUACAGAGCUGCGAAGACCUAAGACUCGGACAGUAUCUGUGUAACGAUCCAAAGAUUGAUGAAGCCACUCAGGAGCCAGAGAACUGCAGGGACACGACAGCCUGGGUCGAAUGCCUCCCAGCUCCAAACAUCAGCUGUCGGCUCUCUAACGGAACAGAGUUCAAGUUCAGUGGGAAGGAGGUGGGCUUCAACAAAACCAUCUCCUGUAGGAACGUGAGUGGUUAUUCCUACAAAGUAGCUGUGGCUUUAUCUCUGUUUCUGGGCUGGCUCGGAGCAGAUCGCUUCUACCUGGGAUAUCCUGCUCUAGGGCUGCUGAAGUUCUGUACCGUUGGUUUCUGUGGAAUCGGAACUCUGAUUGACUUCAUACUGAUCGCCAUGCAGAUUGUGGGUCCAGCAGAUGGAUCAAACUACAUUGUGGAUUAUUACGGCGCCCGGCUGACCCGCCUCUCCAUCACCAACCAGACCUACAGGAAGCCUCACCUGUCUCUGUGAACACACCGGGACACACCCACGCUCUGAAAGGAACACGGGUCUCUCCACCAGUCAUGUGACGACAGAGGAGCCUGUUGAUGUUGAGGACAUGCUCCUCUGAGAUCAACUUUAUCGACACACUGAAUCUGUACAACAAAGAAAGUUUCAUUUAAGACAAACAGUGAAGGUUGACGUUCACUCAGACGUGAUCUAAAGGCUUUUAAAGGCCCAUUCUGCUGUUUUUUUUCUCUGCCUGUUUUUUUUUUACGAACUGUAAACUUUCACUUUCCUGCUGAUUGUUUUCCAAAUCAUCAGAUUUAAGGUCGAGCUCUUUCUUUCCAGCUACCUUUAGUUUAACUUUUUUUUUUUUUUCCCCUCCUCCUCUGGGAGAUGACGGGAGGCUACAGAUGCUGAUUUUGUCUUUUUAGGUCACAUUGAUCCUCACAUCUGUCCAGCUGUCCACUCCUGUGUUUGUUUAUUUAUUAUGACUUUGUGUAACAUAUUGCAAUGUUGCUGUUGGGUCUUUAAGUUAUGAUGUUUUUCCAUGAAACUUUCUGUUUGUGUUAAUCUACACUGGAUGUCAUUUAUUAAAGGUCACCAGUGGUUGUUGACA
This is a messenger RNA of Toxotes jaculatrix (banded archerfish), 1210 nucleotides long. RefSeq names its product TM2 domain containing 1 (gene tm2d1). The record is from RefSeq and is a predicted model, not a curated record. Bases 25 to 618 code for a protein of 197 amino acids. The transcript has 7 exons. NCBI's taxonomy places the organism in Eukaryota, Metazoa, Chordata, Actinopteri, Toxotidae.